AUGGCGGAUCUACUAGCAGCCACCGCCGCGGCGGAUGUCACCACCCCCGGCCGCACCGAAAACCCUGUCACUGUCUCCCCGCCGACCCCGCCUCCGACAAGCUGCAUCGGAUCCGUGUGGCUUGGCGUCUACGACCGUGUGAGUCACACGCGCUUCCGCAUCCACGUCGAGGAUCCGAUCUUCAUAUGCAUCCUGAGCAAUACAGUUGUUCCGGUUGCCGAGUCUGACGGCUCCCUGCCCUUCGAGAUGCUAGAGUUUGUCGAAUAUCUCGAUGCGUACGAGCGCGAGCGACUCCGGCAAGCCUACGCAGCGCGACGCGGGGCGAACAGCGGCAGCUUUACAGCCAUCAACAGCGGCGUGAAUGCAGUGAGUAGCAGCGGCACCGCUGGUAGCGGAAGAUCUGGAGCGCAUGGCGACACGGCCGUCGCAGCGACGGCGGCAGGAUCAUGUGGAGCGGGAGGAGUAGGAUUAGGCUCCAGCGCCGUUCACAGCGGCGUCUCCGGUAUUCCCUCCAGCGGAGGCCUCAACAGUGGCGCGCCGGUGCCACGAAAGCUUGAGGAGACGCUGCGUGAGACGCUGAGCGAGAACUCGGACUUCUUUUUCCGUGUAUCGAGUGUGGCGUAUCACCUUGACCCAAACACACAAGGCGCCUCAGCGUGCACGGCCGCUUCGGCAGGGGCGGCCUCUGGCGUAAUCGGCAACGUCGGCGUCGGCACCCGCGUUCCCAGCAGAGGCGAAGGCCGCGCCUCUGCUGCAGCAGGUGGGGUGGCGUCUCUCUUCACAAACACUAUCGCCGCGGCCUCGGCGACAGGGCCGCCACCACGACGCAACUACUCCGUGCACAGCGGCUACAGCGCUGCGUUUCAUCUGUGCGGCCGGCUCUUCGCGGACGUGUACACGGACCACUGCCGCACAUUGGCGCAGAAGAUCGCGUGUGGGUUCUCUGCUCUGCACGUCGAGGACUGUGUGAAGUUCCGCAAGGCGGUGUGGUCCGGCUUCCAUCUGAAGGCGCUUGAGCCAUACCGCUCUGGUGCACGCUCCGAGUCAAACCUCGAACUGCGCUGGGUGAGCGAAAAGAUCAGGGAUGAUCAGCACCUUUUCCCCUCACGCAGUGUGGCUCCGCAGCAGCAGAGCUCGGAUGCGUCUCGACUCGUCGACGCCACGCUGUCCUACGUCGCCAACGCACGCCUUCGUGUGAGGCCCGGUAGCGGCAUUGGGGGUAUCGCCAGCGGGAGCACCGGAUCCAGUGGCACUGCAGGUGCAUCUGGAGGUGGCGCUGCGGGCAAGGGCAGUGGCGGAGCCGCAGCUCGUGCGGCUGUCGGCAGCGACGCAGAGGAGAACGAACUGAACACGUUCGGCCUCACAAAGAUGUUGCACAACCCAAGUUGGCAGAAAGAUGACGAGUCGUCUGACUCAUGCCCGAGCUGCGGGCGCGUCUUUGUCAGCCUCUCGCGCCCCCUCGGCACCCGCGCUCACCACUGCCGCAGCUGCGGUGUUCGCCUGUGUGUGUUCUGCAUCACCAAGCGGGCGCACUACUCCUUUGCGAAGCUGGCGAAACCCGGCAGCUCCGACGAGGCCGAGGAGCGCCUCGUCUGCGACACCUGCUAUCGAGAAUACGAAACCGUCAGCCAGCUGCACUACCUAGGCGCCCUCUUCGCGUUUGCUGGACUGGGGUUCAGCGACUUGGUGCUCUGCCGCACGGUGAAUGAGCAGUGGCGCGAGGCCGCAGAGCUGUGCAUCAGCGAGUAUCGGCUGCUUCUGCACAACUGUGACGCUGACCUGCACUCUGUUAAGACACCGGUCGGCAUUCUGCUCCAGAACAGCCUCUUUCUCCUGCUGGGCGACGGGCCGACGUCGUCUAUUCCGGUAGUGCACCACCCCGAGGCGGCCUUGCUGCUGCUGAAGUUCAUCGCGACGGAGAAUCUGUGGGUGCCGGAUGCCUCCUACUACUUCAUUUGGCGACUGAGCAGCUCAGUGCUGAAUCGCGCAGACACGGUUCUGACGACUCUGCCUAGUCUGUCGUCAUCAGUUGCGCCAGUCGUGGAGUCAAAGCACCGCUCAUUUCAGCUACCGGUGGUGCCCAAUUUCAGCCACUGGCACCUCUUCUGCACCGCCUUCUGCUCUAAGAUUGGCGCGAGCUACUUUUUUGUGAAGUGUGCGGAGCUAUUGUGUGCUGCACCGGCGAAGGUGUACGACGCCUACGUGGCCAGCGCUCUCGAGCGCAUGACGCGCGUGUACCUGAGCACGACGCCGCUGUGGAAGCGGUUGGCAGAGGCGAAUCAGGCUACUGUCGCUGUCUUCACUGCACGGACGUCGUCACCGCCGACGACGACACCGCUUCCCCUGCCGACGCUGUCCGACGUGACGGAGGGGCAGGUGGUCACAGUGUGGCUGCUGGACAUGCUGCACAAGGACGCACUGGUACCCACGCAGCGUCGCCGCUUUCAGCAGGUGCUCGAGCGUGUCAUUCCAGUCGUGGCAAACUCGAGCCUUUCCCUGGUGUUCAUCAUGCUCCUGUCGUUGCAGUCCACCUACUCGUACUACGGAUACGACGAGGACCUGUUCGGCCUGUGGCGGACGCGCAUUGUCGCGGAGGUAGGACGCAAGGACCCGGCGGCGCGCGACCGCGUCCUGGCGACGCUCGAUUUCUUUAACGAGCUCGACCGCUUCUGUGCGCAGUCGUCGGUCGUGAACCAGACGUCGGUGGUGGGCUGGAUCGUUGCGUACUGCCGACGCGGCGCACCAAAGGUGUCCGCAUCGGCCACUGGCGCCAAGGAGGAGGCGGUGGCGCCGUCGGCACGGCGAAUCUAUCAACAAUCCCACAUUGAUCUCCCACAUCCGAUCCUGAACCCAUUCAAGCCGUACAUCAUGCUCAAGUCGAUUCGCCUCUCUGGCAUCAAGGUGGCACCGAACGCGGCGAGCAAGCCCACGUGGCUGGCCUUCAGCACCUGGUCAGCCGCCGAACACCUUGCGCACGACGCCAUGAAUCCAGUCAACAACUUUGGUGCCCGCACUGCACUGACAGGGGUGUCACACGCGGAGAAAAGCGUCGAGGGGCGGGCGAAAGGCACCGAGGGAGGACCCAAGCCGUGCACUGCGCACAUUACGUCUGCAACUGUCACGAGCUCGGUGACCACAGUUCGCGGCGUUUCGCCAGCAUCGCGCUAUGACUCUUUGCCGCAGGAAUGCAUGUUCCUCUACAAGCGCGAGAACGUGGAGCGCGAUCAGCUCAUGUGUAUCUCGUCCCGUCUGCUGCAGAUGCUCCUAUCGAGCGAGAUAGGGAAUGCGGAGAUGCUAGACUACAGUGUGCUGCCGCUCUCAUGCGACUCGGGGCUUAUUGAAAAGGCGGAGGGGCGCGAGCUGUCAAACCUGGACAACAUGGACAUCACCAGCUAUGUGCUGUACCGCGGCACUCAGGGCUGCAUCAACUUCCUGGCCUCCGCAAAGCUGUUUCUUCUCUUGAACUACAUCUUCAGUAUCGGCGACCGGCACAAGGGCAACGUGUUGAUCGGCACGAACGGUGCGCUGCUCCACAUCGAUUUCCGCUUCAUUUUUUCGGAGAAAACAUUUGUGGAGAAACUGGCCCGCUCCACGGUGCGCAUCGACGAUGCCUUCCUGGCUGCCGUGGAGCAGUGUCAGCAGCGGCAGGGCUCGGCGAAGUGCGAGCCCUCUACAGUAGCCACUUCAUCACGCCCUCGAGGCUGUGCCUCGCUGCCCGGGGCAUCUGGUGGUGGCGGUUGUGUGUUGCCUGCGAACCCGGUCAGGGCACCAGAACCUUCCUCCGCCGAGAUUCGCGCAGCUUUCUUCAGCUCCGCCGCGGAGUGGUUCGUGCACGUGCGCCCCUUUGCUGCGGUCUUUUACGAACUCUGGCUCUAUGCCGUGCAUCGCCACACGGUCCCGUACAACGACGGCGAGAUGCUGAAUAUGCUCAACACGCUCUUUGACCGCCACGCGUCGCAAACCUCGAGCGCGUGCAAAUUUAGCACGACCAUGACGGAGUCUGUGAAUGUGUGUCGUCUCAAGGACGUGACGCACUCCAGCGCCGAGGUGCUGCGCACCUUCGCAGAUCAGGUGUCACGGAGAGUGUCGGAAAGCAGCGUGGACGCUGUGAAGAUGAUGGGGAGCAUGUGGAGUAGCUGGUGGUCGCGCGGACGGUGA
Leishmania braziliensis MHOM/BR/75/M2904 is the source of this 4158-nucleotide messenger RNA. RefSeq names its product phosphatidylinositol kinase. Gene Ontology annotation, cellular component: phagophore assembly site; endosome; peroxisome. The transcript has a single exon. Gene Ontology annotation, biological process: phosphatidylinositol-mediated signaling; autophagosome assembly; autophagy of peroxisome. The coding region runs from base 1 to 4158 and encodes 1385 amino acids. The record is from RefSeq and is a predicted model, not a curated record. Gene Ontology annotation, molecular function: metal ion binding; 1-phosphatidylinositol-3-kinase activity. NCBI's taxonomy places the organism in Eukaryota, Euglenozoa, Kinetoplastea, Trypanosomatida, Trypanosomatidae.